GGACAGCGCCACCUACAUGACACAAAUGUAAAAAAAAUAUUAGAUUGAAGGAUGAAAACUGUGAUUUAACAGGAAUCUAACGAAUUCAUUAGUUCAUAAUUCAGCAUAAUACAUAAAUUUUGUUAGUUAAAAUAUUCAUAAACAUUGAUUGUUGAUUAGGAUUAUAAAUGGAGAAAGAUUCAGAAGAAACAGUAUAUCUGACUGACAGCGAUGCUCACGUCAUGUCCGAGAGGGUACGAACCCUUGCCUCAACCGUUUACAAGGAAUUUGAGAAAAUGAUAACAAAAUAUGAUGAAGACGUUGUUCAAUCUUUGAUGCCGUUGGUAGUCGGCAUACUUGAAAGUCUUGAUAAUGCUUACACAGAAAAGCAAGAGCAAGAAGUCGAUUUAGAGCUCUAUAAAGAAGAUAAUGAACAGUUAUUAACCCAAUACGAAAGGGAGAAACAACUAAGGAAGACUGUAGAGCAAAAGCAGUUAGAAUUAGAAGAUAAUUUUGAAGAUGAAAGAAAAGAGAUGGAUGAUAAGGUAGAGACUUUGGAAUCUAAUGUUAGAAUGCUUGAACUAAAAGCAAAAAAUGUUCAAGAUCAUGUGAUGAGAUUAGAAGAUAAAGAAUCUGAAUUAAAGAAGGAAUAUUCAAAACUACAUGACAGAUACACAGAACUAUUCAAAACUCAUAUGGAAUAUAUGGAAAAAACCAAAUUUCUAAUGACUGGUGAUAGAAUCGUCGAUUCAUCGAUAACAGUUAAAAAAAGCCAAAUGACUCUACCACAACUUAGACCGGUAAAUGCACAAUUAGGAUUAUACAGCACUGAUUUACCUGCCGGUUCUGAUGUUGGUAAAACCCCUGACGGAUAUCCUGGCUCCAUAACCCCUUUAGAAAGGACAAAACCUAUAACAAGUUUGCAUAAUGAAAUGCAAAAUGUUGAAAAAUCUGAGACUGAAGAAACAGAAAAGGAGCCUAUUGCAAACGAUAGUAAACAACCUAUUGACUGCGAAUCAUACGAAAAAGAUAGACUAUCAGGAAAUGAUGAAAGUUUUAGUGAGAAAAAUGAUUCUACUGAAAUUAUCAAGAAGUUUGAAUUGCUUAAGUCUAACGAUGAAAUGCAUGUUCUUGUUUCCUCUGAUGUUUUAUUGUCUGGGGACGAUUUACCAUCACCUGAAAACAUUGAUAUUCAAUCAGGCAAACACAAAUUACAAACAUCGAAUGUUGGUUAUGAAGAAGUUGUACACGCUAGUCCAAAAGUUGAUGAAGAAAAUAUCGACAUUGCAGGAAUGGGAAAAGAAGUUGAAAAUUUAAUUUUGGAAAAUACUGAACUCCUUACAACCAAAAACGCAUUGAAUGUUGUGAAAGAUGACCUGAUUGCAAAAGUGGACGAAUUAACAAGUGAACAAGAAAUUUUGAGAGAGGAAAUCAAUUCUUUACAAAAUGUGAAGGAGAAAUUAAACAAGAGAGUUUCUGAAUUGGAGGGAGAAGUUAAGAAAUCAAGGGAAGAAAUUGAAAAGUUAAAAACGUCUAAUGCGGAGGAUAAAGAAGAAGAGCUUCCUACUGGUCAGCGGAAGCGAUUUACCAGAGUUGAAAUGGCUCGUGUACUUACUGAAAGAAAUCAGUACAAAGAACGUUUAAUGGAAUUACAAGAGGCCGUUAGAUGGACUGAAAUGCUAAGAGCUUCUAAGGAGCACCCCGAAUUAGCAGGAAAUAAGCAAUCCCAGGAGAAACGUAGUGGACUUUGGCAUAUAUUCAGUUCUAUGUUUUCGUCUAAAGCUCAAAAUAAAAAAGCAAUUUUACCUUCCGCUUCAAUUCGUUUCUCUGCCCCCUCAUCCUCUGUUAAGCCAGUUGGUGAUCCGAAUAAAGAAGAGCGAGAAUUAAUGGAAGAAUCAUUGGGUAAUAAAGCUAAAGCUUUCGACUUUCUUCAGGAAGAAGAUGUAGCUAAAAAACAAAAAGAACACUCUAAACGACUAAGAAGCUACGCAAAGAAAGAUGAUGGUAGAAUACAAGCCUAUGGUUGGUCUCUUUCAAACAAGGUUACUGCUAAAGAUCUAACUACUAAAGGAGGCCAAAAUAAUUCUCAGGUUUCAGUUCCCUAUCCUAUUCAUUAUGGGAGUCUCAUUGAUGAUGACUCAGCAAUGAAAGUAUCUUGUGCGGCGGCUGUGAAGCUCGGAGGAGGGAAAACAAGAGAUGGUGGAUGUAUUGUUGGAGCAAGUAUAUUUUAUUCUGGUGAGAAAACCGAGGGCAAAGAAGAAACAGAGAAGAGAGAUAGCCAAGGAAAUAAUGAUAAGAAGAACGAGAAUAAAGACAACGAAGAGUUAGAAAAAAUUAAUAAGGAGCUUAAAGAUUAUGAUGAAUAUACUGCAAUAGAAGAAAGACUCUCAUCCCUCGUUUGGAUUGCAACCUAUAAUGGAAAAGAAAGCAAAGUCAAAGUAAUUGACGCUAACAAACCAUCAGAGACAAUCCAGACUUUCACAUGUAGUCAAAAAUCUCAAAUAAUUUGUAUGACAAGCGUUCCAGGAACCUUAAAAACUGACUACUCCUCAAUUGAUAAUAUUAAAGUGAAUCUAACUGCUGAUAAAUUACCUGCUAAAAGCUCUGCAUCCCCUACACCUUCGGCUACUAAACCAAAUACUGAACCCAAAAUUGGUAAUAUUACAUUUGUUCAUUGUGCUACUGGACAAAAAGAAACUAAUGAUGAAGGUGAACAAGAACAAGAACAAGACCAAUCCAAUCCACCUGCCGAUUCUGCUCCUAAUUCUUCUGAAAUACAAGCCAGUGUGGCUGCGGUAAAACGAGCGAUACAUGCUCUUUCUGUAUAUAAAGAAGAAAAAGAGCCUUCUUUGAGUAGAGAGAUGACAGCUUCAACUUCAAGUAUUGAAAUGAGUCCUACACAUGGACCUAAAUAUGAUGCAACGCGAGAAUUUUGUAAAGAGGACGAUUAUGGUUGGAAUUUAGCGGAGAGUGAGGCAGAAAAGUUAAGUAGUCUUCUGCCAACAAUGUGGUUGGGCUUUUCUAAUGGGAAUGUUUAUGUUCAUUCUUCUAUUAAGAAUUGGCACAAACGUAUUCAUUCAGUAAAAUUACCAGACGCUGUUGUUCAAAUUGCCUAUGUCAGAGGAAGAGCUUUUAUAGCUUUGGCUGAUGGGACAGUGGCUGUUUUUCAUAGGACAGAAGAUGGACAAUGGAAUAUGAAAGAAUAUCAUCUUUUAGAUGUCGGUAAACCACAUUGUGCAGUUAGGUGCUUGGUUGUUGUUAAUGCUGGAAGGCAUGUUUGGUGCGGAUAUAAAAAUAAGGUGCUGGUUGUUGAUUCGAACACUUUGGAAGUUCUGAACACUUUCGAAGUUCACCCUAGAAGAGAAAGUCAAGUAAGACAAAUGGCUCAUUUAGGAGAUGGUGUUUGGAUUUCCAUCAGAUUAGACUCUACUCUUCGAUUGUUUCAUUCUCAUACCCAUCAGCAUCUACAAGAUAUAGACAUGGAGCCCUAUGUAGAAAUGAUGCUUGGUAGCGGUAGACUUGGGUUUUCUUUUGUAAGAGUAACAUCUUUACUUCUUGCAAGUCAAAGACUUUGGGUUGGUACAGGAAAUGGUGUAAUUGUUUCCAUCCCUAUUUCUAGUCAACAGCAACAACGUAAAGUUAUCACUAGCGGAAGUUCUCGAGGGACACCCGGAGGGGUCAUUAGAGUUUACGGAGAUCCGCAAACUGAUAAACUCUCGCCAGCAUCUUUCAUUCCAUAUUGCACUAUGGCCCAAGCUCAAGUUAGUUUCCAUGGACAUCGAGAUAGAGUAAUAUUUUUUAUUAGUGUUCCUGGUCAAAAAGUUAGUGGUUUAAGUGCAGCAUCGUCAUCCAGUCCUGGAAGAAGAGCGAAAAAGAACGAAUUGGUUUUGUCAGGUGGCGAAGGAUACGUUGAUUUUAGAUUGGAAGAGAGUUUAGAAAGUGAAAAUUCAAAGCAUGACAAAAGUAAUUUAAUAGUUUGGCAAGUUUUUCAGUCAAAAAACUAA
Dimorphilus gyrociliatus is the source of this 3983-nucleotide messenger RNA. The record is from the annotation of a GenBank genome assembly. NCBI's taxonomy places the organism in Eukaryota, Metazoa, Annelida, Polychaeta, Dinophilidae.